Messenger RNA from Temnothorax curvispinosus, 1993 nucleotides. RefSeq names its product transmembrane protein 185A-like. NCBI's taxonomy places the organism in Eukaryota, Metazoa, Arthropoda, Insecta, Hymenoptera, Formicidae. The transcript is spliced from 7 exons. The record is from RefSeq and is a predicted model, not a curated record. Bases 243 to 1262 code for a protein of 339 amino acids.
GAAGUCGGAACGGCCGAUGAUUAUUACCUGACUUCAGUAUGCUCGAAAUUUUGGUUAUAUCGAGUAGAGAUUUAUUUAUUUCUUGAACGUGCAGAUGUCCGAGGCAUCGCUUAAUUGCGCUUUUCCGUGACGGUAUCCGUGGCAAAUGAGAUCGGCGCGCUCGACGUAGCAUGCAUCUCCACUCGACAAGUCACCUGAAGGUUCUCCUCGUUUAAUUGGCCUACAUAACCCCUACAACAAUUAUGAAUUUGCAAACGCUUUUUCAAGACUUCAAUCCAAGCAAAUUUCUGGUGCACACAUGCCUGAUGAUAUUCACGUCUCUGUUCGCUCUUCGAUUGGACGGCUUCAUCGAAUGGAGUUAUUGGUCGAUAUUCAGCCCGAUAUGGUUCUGGAAAGGCAUGGUGAUCCUGGGAGCGAUGGUCGGGAGCUACGUCUGGUGGAGGCAUCCCCACGCGAGAUUAGAAGGGGAUGCCUAUGUACAUUAUAAAGCAAUGCUGAUUACUCUGGCAUUGCACCUAAUCUUGUUGAUGUUUGAGUUGUUGGUAUGCGACAAAUUAGAAUCUGAGAGACACUUGUGGAUACUGGUGUUCAUACCCUUGAUUUUCAUCUCAAUAGUAUCAAUUGCAGUUUGCAUCUGGGCUGUAAAACACGAUCGGUCGUUCGAACUGGAACUGUUUUGCGCAGUGAAUGUAUUACAGUUUAUCUUUUUGGCUUUGAGAUUGGACGGCUUCAUAACGUGGAGCUGGGAAGUUGUGUUCGUGCCGCUUUGGGCACUUCUUUGUUUAUCUUUAGUGGCUGUUUUGUACGCGAUAGUAUUCGCCGCUGUUUUACUGAGAACGCCGCAGAUCAAUGCCCGCCAGAGGCGGACCUCCUUGCACUCGGCGGUGGCGUAUACAUUUCUAGUUGUUCCCAUUUUAGUGUUCCAGGUAUUGCUAGCGAAUAAAUUAGACGGAGAUAUUUCAAUAAAUUAUAUAACAGUGGCAAUGCCACUCCUCCUGUCGCACAUGACACUUAUUUUUAUGUCCUUUGGCGCAAAAGGUGGAAAUAGAUGGUGGUUUGGUAUCAGAAAAGACUUUUGUCACUUCCUGCUAGGUUUAUGUCCAUUGCUUCAAGAAUAUGGUAAUAUAUCGUAUCAACCAAGGGACGAGCGAGAUCAACCACCAUCCGAGCCAAUGAUUACGGAAAAGAGCGAGAAGCUUAUUAAGAAAAUCGACCUAAUGAAACCUGUUGUGCCUAUAAUCUCUAUAGACAUGCCUGACUGAUUGGCUCAAAACAGGGUUAGCUCGGAUAUUUUUAAAUUGUUAUUUUUAAUGCAACUGACGUAUACAGAGGCCAAAUAUCUACUAUAAAAUGAUCAGGCCUUAUUAAACAAAGAGAUCGAAUUACACGGAUAUAUAUGUCGGCUGGGAUACAAGACUGAGCACCUCGCAUCUCUCUAGAGUAGCAUUGUCAGGACGCGUUAAAAAAUGAAGAAAGGAGCGGCUGGAUAAAUUAGAAAAGUGAUAUUGCUGUUAAUGUUGCUGGACAUCGUAAUGUUAAAUGCCCAAUCAUUUAUUAUAUAAUAAUGUAGAAAUAAUGUAUAUACAGAGACUGUUAUAUAUCAUAAUAAUAUUACGUAUGGAUAUUGAAUAUUAUACGGGUCUACCAUACGCGACGACGGUAGACAAGUGCUAGUAACGUUACAUUAUUUUAUAUAUAUAUAUAAAACAUCUAAAAAAAAUACUAUUAUAAACUAAUAAAGUUUCUAUUUUUUGGUAUCAACAGCAACGAUCAAUUAAUUUCUGCGGUACUGCUAAUUCAACAGACGAAACGAUAUUGCACGUAGAAUAUAUCGAGAUUAUUUCAGAUUUUUAGUACUAUCCAGCAGUUUUACUGCAAAUGUUACAAGCAUUAUAAACAUGAAAGUGAAUACGUUGAAUUUUCUGUUCGACAUUGCAAAAUCUCUGUAAGUUAUUAUGUAAUUUGUGAAAAAUAGAAAACUACGUCGUGAAUA